GCCGACUUUGGCUAGGCAGCCAUCGUGCUGAUUUCUAUCUACCCUUAAACUUCUGAGCCCUUGUCAAGUCCCAUGAACUAAUUCUGACCAAUCACAUCUACGGAGGUCCUGAGAUGAACGUGGCUGUGAUUUACACUUUGCUGGCGGACCAAAUUGUGGCUGAUCAAGCUUUGUAGCCAGCAAAACUCCUGCACGAUGAUGAACUGGUAGCGAGCUUUGAGGUGUCCAAGCCACACAGCCCUGAGUGCAGAUGAAGCCCCCGCAAUGUAUUCCCGACACGGUAGUUGCGAGUGAUGACAAGGGGCUGAUACUUCAGCGGGCUGCCUCAACCCAGACUUCGAGCCAGACCUUCCUUUGCAGCACAUUCUCCACGAAUCUAUAUCGUUGUCAAGCACGAUGAACGCCAUCUUUGUAGCCGAUCUGGUCCUUUACCUGGUGCUCUUGCCUUUGGUCUUUUACAUUGUCUGGACGCGUCGCUCAGGUGGACUUCUGGCAUGGUACUAUCUGAGUGUCUUCUGCAUCGCUCGUAUCGUGGGAGGUGCGAUAGGAGUACACGAUAGCCAGAGCCUCGCCGCGAAUAUCAUCGUGGGCGUGGGCAUUUCGCCGCUCAUCCUAGCAAUCGAUGGCCUCCUCCAUGAAGCACGAGCCUACCGCAACCCCGGAAAACAAUGGGUCGGCUGGGCGGUGGUCAUUUUGGCCACAGGGUUGAUGGCAACAGCUCUUGCGCUUGCCAUUGUGGGUGCCUUGAACAUCUAUGAAGGCCAUCCCAAGCCGGACAGUCUCGAUCACUGGAAGACAGGCACCGGAUUGAUGGUGUUGGUAUGGGGGUUGGAGGUGAUCUGGGCGUGUUUCCUGCUCUUGCCAUCGCAGCGACGGAAGGAUGCCUUCUCGUUUCAUGCUGGUACUACGCUUCUACAAGGCUCUUUUCUGGCGCUGUUCUUCGUGGGAAUUCGGGCUAUAUAUCAGUUGAUCGCGGUGUGCACGCAGCGGAAAGACCUCAGCUCCAGCACUGGAAGCUUGGCAGUGCGGGUGCUUUUGGUCUUUUUACCAGAAGCGUUUACAGUCUUCUCGAUGGUGCUUGUAGGUGUGCAGACGAGAAACGUCAGGAAAGGUUGAACAUGCCACGCUUCCGCGAACAAAGAUAGUAUUAUUUUUCUGUGAUUCACUUGCUUGUCUGCGGCAUGCGUCUGAUUUUUUGUCGAUAAUGUACCGUAUUGGUUUUAUAGACUUGCAUGUUCCCAAAUCCAAUUGACCUAAUCCACUCCUGUCUUAA
Aspergillus fijiensis CBS 313.89 is the source of this 1273-nucleotide messenger RNA. RefSeq lists its product as uncharacterized. The transcript is spliced from 4 exons. NCBI's taxonomy places the organism in Eukaryota, Fungi, Ascomycota, Eurotiomycetes, Eurotiales, Aspergillaceae. The record is from RefSeq and is a predicted model, not a curated record. Bases 397 to 1116 code for a protein of 239 amino acids.